Hibiscus syriacus is the source of this 891-nucleotide messenger RNA. RefSeq names its product NAC domain-containing protein 83-like. The record is from RefSeq and is a predicted model, not a curated record. Gene Ontology annotation, molecular function: DNA binding. The transcript is spliced from 3 exons. Gene Ontology annotation, biological process: regulation of DNA-templated transcription. Bases 127 to 885 code for a protein of 252 amino acids. Lineage: Eukaryota; Viridiplantae; Streptophyta; Magnoliopsida; Malvales; Malvaceae.
UUUACAUGCUUUUCCCUUUUUUCUUUGUGGGAUGCUUGAAUUAUAGGCUCCAUUGGGUGUUUUCAAGACUCCUUUCUGGGUUUUUGUUCUUAAUCUCCUUCAAGGCUUCUUCUUUUGUCGUUGAAGAUGGAGAAGCUUAAUUUUGUGAAGAAUGGUGUGCUGAGAUUGCCUCCUGGGUUUCGUUUCCACCCCACGGAUGAAGAGUUAGUGGUUCAAUACUUGAGAAGAAAGGUGCUGGCUUGGCCCUUGCCUGCAUCUAUCAUUCCCGAGGUCGAUGUUUGCAAAGCCGACCCUUGGGAUUUGCCAGGUGAUUUGGAGCAGGAGAGGUACUUUUUCAGCACAAGGGAAGCUAAGUAUCCCAAUACCAAUAGAUCCAACAGAGCCACGGUUUCAGGCUAUUGGAAAGCAACCGGACUCGACAAACAAAUCGUGACAUCCGGGGGAAACCAAGCUGUGGGGAUGAAGAAAACCUUGGUUUUUUACGGAGGAAAAGCCCCGAAUGGAUGUCGAACAGAUUGGAUUAUGCAUGAGUAUCGAAUUGUCAGCGCCGAGACAUCGGCCUGCAAUGCCCCACUAGACAAGAAGAACCAAACCAAGACCAAUGCGGUUCCUAUGGAAAAUUGGGUAUUGUGCCGCAUAUUCUUGAAGAAAAGAAGUACUAAAAACGAUGAAGGUGGUCUGCAACAACAAUCUUGCAGCAAACCAAGAACAAAGAGCAGGCCUGUUUUCUAUGAUUUCCUGACCAAGAACAAGACCGACUUGAACCUUGUCCCUUCUUCAUCCUCUGUCUCCAGUGGGAUCACUCAAGUUUCGAGUAAUGACACGGAUGACCAUGAAGAAAGCAGUUGUUGCGAUAGUUUUCCUUAUUUCAGAAGAAAACCUUAAAAAAAA